UGUUUUGAGUUGUGUUGAGGACGUUGAGGUGUGUGAAGUGUUGGUUGUAGUGAAUUAUUGCCAGUUUUUAUGCCAACCGUGACGAAGAGUGGUGUGUUAACAGCAAACCAGAACGCAAUGGCGUCAGACCAGGAAUCAUGCUCCGACGAGGAGCCAGACAGCGAAAUGCUAAGCGACGAUUUAUGUCUGCCAGAUAGCGACGAUGACCGACAGAAUCUCCCUGUUCAGAGUCUGCACGAAGACCUGCCACCUCUCAACUCCUGCCUACUCCGGCCUCCUCGCAAACUCUUCACCAACUGCCGCGAGCGCUGGCGUCAGCAGAACGUGAGCGGAGCCUUUGCUGAGCUCCGACGGCUCGUACCAACUCAUCCGCCGGAUAAGAAGCUCUCUAAGAAUGAGAUACUUCGCAUGUCCAUAAGGUACAUCGGUCUUCUCUGCGAAGUCCUAGAAUGGCAGAAGAACCACGGCCUCACCAACAAGGAGAACACCGCUCUCGCCAUCAAAUGCGAGUCCCCCCUUAGCCCGCAAGCCCGUCGUCUCCGCCUCAAGCGACCCUAUUUCGAAGACGACGGCCCCAGGCCUAAAGUCUUCAUAGAAGAAGCUUCCAAAUACGGGAACGAAGAGAACGAGGAACGCAGAACCCAACGCACCUUUACCUGCACGAAGACAGAGUAUAUUUUUGGGAAAGAUCAUCUCCGCGUGCUGAGGAACCAUUAUUAUUAUCCGCCAAGAUGGCGGCAGAAUGUUCCGUUCAGGAAUUUGACGCCGGAUAAGAAUGGGAAUAAUUUGCUGAUGAUUGCGCCUCAGAAUGGGAAAGAGGAUAAGUUUAAGGAAAAAGAUGAUGGGAAGGAUGGUAAGUAAGAGGUUGCGUAAAGCUUUAAGCCA
Cydia splendana is the source of this 885-nucleotide messenger RNA. RefSeq lists its product as uncharacterized. The record is from RefSeq and is a predicted model, not a curated record. Lineage: Eukaryota; Metazoa; Arthropoda; Insecta; Lepidoptera; Tortricidae. Bases 70 to 861 code for a protein of 263 amino acids. Gene Ontology annotation, biological process: regulation of transcription by RNA polymerase II. Gene Ontology annotation, molecular function: DNA-binding transcription factor activity, RNA polymerase II-specific; protein dimerization activity; RNA polymerase II cis-regulatory region sequence-specific DNA binding. The transcript is spliced from 4 exons.